Messenger RNA from Fulmarus glacialis (Northern fulmar), 3063 nucleotides. Its product is annotated as dynein heavy chain 7, axonemal-like. Gene Ontology annotation, cellular component: dynein complex. The transcript has 12 exons. The annotation marks the transcript as partial. Gene Ontology annotation, biological process: microtubule-based movement. The record is from RefSeq and is a predicted model, not a curated record. Gene Ontology annotation, molecular function: dynein light intermediate chain binding; dynein intermediate chain binding; calcium ion binding. NCBI's taxonomy places the organism in Eukaryota, Metazoa, Chordata, Aves, Procellariiformes, Procellariidae.
AUGUUUAAUGAAAUAAUUGUACCAACUCUGGAUACUGUUCGAUACAUGGCAUUGAUGGAAUUGUUGACAGUGCAUCAAAAACCUUCUAUAUUUGUGGGGCCAACAGGAACUGGGAAAAGUACCUAUAUUACUAAUUUUCUUUUAAAUAAUUUGAAUAAAGAAGUCUACCAGCCACUGCUCAUUAACUUUUCAGCACAAACUACAGCAGCUCAGACUCAGAAUAUUAUAAUGUCCAAGCUGGACAAAAGGAGAAGAGGAAUUUUUGGACCUCCUCUUGGGAAAAGAAUGGUUGUAUUUGUAGAUGAUGUUAAUAUGCCAGCACGAGAGGUCUAUGGUGCUCAACCGCCUGUUGAAUUAUUACGGCAGUGGUUAGAUCACUGGAAUUGGUAUGACCUUAAAGACUGCUCAAUGAUUAAACUUGUAGAUGUUCAGAUUGUGUGUGCAAUGGGACCAUCAGGCGGUGGUCGAAACCCAGUAACACCACGAUUCUUGCGACACUUCAAUACAGUUACUAUUAAUGAGUUUGAUGACGAAUCCAUGUACACAAUUUUUUCUAGAAUCUUAGACUGGCAUCUAACAGUAUGUUAUAGCUUUCCAUCACAAUAUGUGGAACUGACUCCGCAAAUUAUUAAUGGAACCAUGCAUAUGUAUAAAGAAGCUAUGAAGAAUCUGCUUCCUACCCCAGCCAAAUCUCACUAUUUGUUCAAUCUCCGUGACUUUUCACGUGUUAUUCAAGGUGUUUGUCUGUCAAGGCCUGAAACAACAGAAUCUGCAGAAAUGAUAAAACAUCUCUGGGUUCAUGAGCUAUGGUUCGUAGAAUCAAAUCAGCAUAAAGUGACCAUGGAAGACAUCUUUGGUGAUCAUCUAGUCCAUCGUCCUUCUCCAAAGCAGGAUUACGUAAAGAAAGGAACAACAGUUCUUAGAGUGUAUUAUGAUCGCUUGGUGGAUAAUCCUGACCGGGCUUGGCUUGUUGGAUUUAUCCAAGAAGUAGUGAAAAAUGACUUACAUGAAGACUUUCAUGAACUUUUCCAGAAUCUGGACUUCGACAAUGAUGGCAGAGUAGAAGAAGAUGACUUACGUAGCUUAAUGUUUUGUGAUUUUCAUGACCCUAAGAGAGAGGACACUAAAUACAGGGAGAUUGGUGAUGUGGAUCAAUUGAGAUUAGUUGUAGAGAGUCAUCUUGAAGAGUUUAAUAACAUGAGCAAAAAGCCAAUGCAGCUUGUCUUGUUCCGAUUUGCUGUAGAACAUAUUUGUAGAAUUUCCCGUAUUCUGAAACAGCCUCGCAGCCAUGCCCUCCUUGUUGGUGUUGGAGGUAGUGGUCGACAAUCUCUUACUCGAUUAGCAGCCCAUAUGGCUGAAUACAACCUUUUUCAGGUUGAAAUAACUAAAAGUUAUGGUAUCAAUGAGUGGCAUAAAGACUUAAAAGUCAUACUAAGAAAAUCUACUGAAGGGGAAAUGCAGGGAGUUUUCUUGUUCACAGAUACACAGAUUAAAAAGGAGUCAUUCUUAGAAGACAUUAACAACUUACUAAAUGCAGGUGAAGUGCCAAACCUCUUUGCAGUAGAUGAGAAGCAAGAAAUUUGUGAACAAAUGCGUCAAGUAGAUCGCCAACGGGACAGGACAAAACAGACAGAUGGCAGUCCUAUAGCUCUUUUUAACAUGUUUGUUGAUCGCUGUCGAAAUCAGCUUCAUAUAGUACUGGCAAUGAGUCCCAUUGGAGAUGCUUUCCGUAAACGCCUUCGUAAAUUUCCAGCUCUUGUCAACUGCUGCACACUAGACUGGUUUCAGACAUGGCCUGAAGAUGCAUUAGAAGCUGUUGCCUCUCGCUUCUUGGAAGAUGUUGAAAUGUCGAAACAAACUCGAAGUGGGUGUAUUGAUAUGUGUAAAAGCUUUCAUACGUCUACCAUUGUUUUAUCUGACUUAUACCAUGCAGAGCUUCAAAGACACAACUAUGUUACACCUACUUCAUACUUGGAAUUGAUCUUCACUUUUAAAAGUCUACUUGAAAAGAAACGCACUAAGGUGAUGAAAAGGAAAAGAAGAUAUGAAGUUGGCUUGGAGAAACUGAACUCUGCUGCAUCUCAAGUAGCCUUGAUGCAGUCUGAGCUGGAGGCUCUGCAACCUCAGUUACGGGAAGCCAGCAAGCAGGUUGAUGAGAUGAUGGUUGUUAUUGAAAAAGAAUCUUUGGAAGUAGCCAAAACUGAAAAAGUCGUGAAAGCUGAUGAAGCAGUGGCAAAUGAGCAGGCUAUGGCUGCAAAAGCCAUCAAAGAUGAAUGUGAUGCUGACUUAGCACAAGCCAUGCCUUGUUUAGAAAGUGCUCUGGCUGCCCUUGACACUCUCACUGCGCAGGAUAUUACAGUGGUUAAGUCCAUGAAGAGUCCUCCUGCUGGUGUCAAGCUUGUAAUGGAAGCUAUAUGCAUCCUUAAAGGCAUCAAAGCAGAUAGGAUUCCAGAUCCAACAGGUUCUGGAAAAAAAAUUGAGGAUUUCUGGGGUCCUGCUAAGAGACUUCUGGGUGACAUAAGAUUUCUUCAGUCUCUGCAUGAAUAUGACAAGGAUAACAUUCCCCCAGCUUACAUGGCUGUCAUAAGAAAACAGUAUCUUACAAAUUCUGAGUUUGUACCAGACAAGAUUCGAAAUGCUUCCACGGCAGCAGAGGGUCUGUGCAAAUGGGUCAUAGCCAUGGAGUUUUAUGAUACAGUGACAAAAAAUGUUGCACCCAAAAAGCUAAAGUUGAAUCAAGCUGAAGGAAAAUUAAAGAUUGCUAUGGAUGGUCUAAGAAAGAAACAAGCAGACCUGAGGGAGGUUCAAGAUAAAUUGGCUGUACUCCAACAGACACUAGAAUCCAAGAAACAGGAGAAGGCUGACUUAGAAAAACAGGUUGACUUAUGCAGCAAAAAACUACAGCGAGCAGAACAAUUGAUUGGUGGCCUUGGGGGUGAGAAAACUCGCUGGCAUGAGACUGCUUUGGAGCUGGGAAGGCAGUACAUCAAUUUGACUGGAGAUAUACUUAUUUCAUCAGGAAUUGUAGCUUACCUAGGAGCCUUUACAUCCAGCUACAGACAA